Molecule: messenger RNA, 1806 nt
Organism: Aspergillus wentii DTO 134E9
Lineage: Eukaryota; Fungi; Ascomycota; Eurotiomycetes; Eurotiales; Aspergillaceae
Exons: 2
Coding region: 232-1563 (443 amino acids)
Cellular component (GO): mitochondrion
Source: RefSeq, a predicted model, not a curated record
CAAGAAUGAGAUGUAAUAUCCUCACCGUCAUUCGCAGCCAACGUGGAUACUGUUCCCGCGGGGGAUCGUCACCGCCCACGUCACGUUUCCGGCUGCUGCACUUGGCCGCGGGAAAAAAAGGCGGGUGAUUCAUUCAUCCAUCCAACCUUCAACUUCUCUCAAUUCAAUCUCAUACGCUCCUUUUACUUAUGCUUGGCUUGUUAAUUCCGUCUUAAUUUCCUCCCAUCAGCCAUGGCUGUGCCUAGAUUCCCGUUUCUCUAUCCCAAUCUAAUGCGGGCCGUCCGGUCCUGCGAACCGACUACCCACCUCUCCAUUCGGAUUCCCCCCAAGACCAGCUCAACAUCACGGCGUGCUUUCCAUACUACUCGACGGCGUGAGCAGGGAACAUAUCAUCGGCGAUACGGGCCAGCAGCUGAGGCAAACCUACCUCCGCCACAUCGGCCAAAGGGCGAAGCAAGCGAUCAACCAGCUGCCAACCCGCCGCCGUCGGAAAAGGAUAGCUCUAGUGAUCAGCAGGACACCGCACCCCCUGAACAACCACAACCUCAAGAAAGCCCUGAGAAAGACACUAUCGAAAAGUCUCCUUCUGCUGCAGAAGAUCUAGUCACCACUCGUUCAGCCAAACAUGAUACUCCAGCCGAGCCAGAGCCAAAAGAGGAGCCCGCACCAGCUCAAGCGAAACCCGAUGCCGAAGAGGCAUCUCCCUCCGAACGCGUGAACGAAGAACGAAAUGCCCCUCCUCCUCCUCCUCCUCCUCCUCCCCAAGAUCAAGCGCCUCUGGAUAGUGUUUUCCAUAUGCCCUCUCCAUCUGCCUUUUUGACGCCGUCUGGGUCUCCGGGCUCCGACAACAGACCUCCGCACAUGGCUCCCGCCCCUUACGUACACCAUUUCGAUACCUACUCACUGGUCCGAGACCUCUCGAAAGGUGCCUUUACCGAUGACCAAUCCGUCACUAUCAUGAAAGCCGUUCGACGCAUUCUCCAGAACAACCUCGACUUCGCAAAACAGAGCCUGACCUCCAAAUCCGAUGAGGAGAAUGAGUCCUACUUGUUCAAGGCCGCUUGUUCUGAGCUCCAAUCGUCCCUUCAGACUGCCCGAAAUGCCGAAAUACAGCGACAGCGUGCCUCCCGGACACAAUUGCAGCACGAAUCUGACAUACUGUCUCAACGAUUGAAUCAGGAGCUUGCGGGGUUGAAGGAUGACAUCAAGGGGAUGUUCAAUGAUCACAAAAUGACCACCCGGGAGCAGCAGCGAAGUAUAGAUACGUCGGUCCAGGAACUCAAUUACAAAAUCACCGUUUCGCUAAACAGCGAUGGUAAAAGCGAAAUUGAAGGACUCCGAUGGAUUUUGACAAGAAGGGCUGCUAUGGCUGUUGCGAUCAGUGCUUUCAUGAUCAUCAUCUUCCUCAAAUACUACUCCGUCAAAAAGUCGCAAGACAGUAACGACAAGAAGAAAGAAGUCGUCGUCAAGAAAAAGACGGAGAUACACCCAGUCAAAGAUACUAUAGUCCCAACCUCCGACACCUCAGUCCCAGGCAUCCAUGUCAGUGAGUCUUUGGGCUAAGAACCACCAUCAUUUAGAGCCCAGUCUUCUUCAUUCUAUUCUUCUGUCUUUACUACAUCAACAUUUCUUUGCAUUCUUUGUCAUCAUAUACAAACUGUGUCUUGUGUUUCCGCAUACUAUGCGAGUGUAUAAUAGAGCAUAUCGAUACCCUAGGAUAUCAUUCUAUGAUUGUGGCAGAUAUAUUCAACAUGGAUCUUUACCAGAGAACUGAUGUCAAUUAUUAUAUUUCAACCUAUUCAGCUG